Molecule: messenger RNA, 7514 nt
Organism: Drosophila sechellia
Lineage: Eukaryota; Metazoa; Arthropoda; Insecta; Diptera; Drosophilidae
Exons: 15
Coding region: 720-5570 (1616 amino acids)
Biological process (GO): endothelial cell migration; Rho protein signal transduction
Cellular component (GO): endocytic vesicle; plasma membrane; axon
Molecular function (GO): guanyl-nucleotide exchange factor activity
Source: RefSeq, a predicted model, not a curated record
UUAGCGCGCCGUUCCGCGAAUAGUUUUAUUUUGAUUUUAGCCCAACUUAAUUCGUUCCAUGCGACUUUUGAUUUUCGCGAGCGGUAGUGACGACGCUGUUUUUUGGACAAUUGCGCACAUACUGAAAUCGCAAGGAAAUAGUCGUUGUUGUUAUUGUUUGUUGGCCGGAGACACGCGUCGCUUUUCCGCGUGUCUUUUAUUUUUGUGGAUCAGCGGCCACCUGAAAGGCGUCAUUUGAAAAGCCAACAGCUGUGCGGCAAAAAAAAAAAAAAACAAAUAUAUGCAUAUACGUACAUAUAUAUUCAAGUGCAAAAAGCUGGCGUUGCUAAUAGAAAUAAAUAAAUAUAAAAAGGCAGAAUAAACGUGCAAAGCGUUUUGUUAGCAACAACAACAAAGAAGGCGCUCGCUGAAUAAGUCUAAUUUGAAGUGCAUUUCCUUUGUGACUGAAAAGAUCGCUCCAAACUCCAAAAAUCGAAAUCGAGCAAGGCCAUACGUAUAUAUAUACUGAUAUAUACGCAUAUACACAUACAUAUAUGUCUGUGGAUUCAGCGCGCAAGCGUCGCGUCGCCAUGCAAAUGUUAAUGAAAAAUACAAACCUCUAAAGAUAGACAGCAGCUUAAAAAACAUCACAAGAUUGUCACUCAAAAUAAAACAACAUUAAAACCAACAUAUCAGCAAACAGCAACUAAAGCAGGGGUUUAAAGUCCGCUGAACUGGGAAUGUAUUCCAGCAAGGAGACAAAGAGCGCGGCAAAGGCGCAGAAGAAGACGCAAAAGGUUAACAAAAAUCGGCAGCAAGCGUUGCCAAAUGGUAUUAAAGUGAAAUCACCGCCGAAUGCAAAGAAUAUCCAAACGAAUAACAACAACAAACAAACCAACAUCAACAACAAUAAUAGCAGUAACAAUAACAACAAUAGCAGUAUAGUGCCCAAUAACAAUAGCAAGAACAAUACUUUGCCAGUUAACGUGGCCCAGAAAGCCAAGGAAAACUACGAGGCGGAGAAGAGCAUCCAGAGUCCAGCAAUGGGCGCCACCACAUUGCCGGGCUACGAGAAUGUGCCCAAAAUGGAGCGAUCCAAUAGCUUCUUACGCACCAAGCUGAAUAAACUGAUCAACCACCUGACGGGCAGCAAGGAGAAUCUGUCGAGGACCGACAGCGAUGGGGACUCCAGCCGCACACCGUACAUAUUCACCCGAAGUCGUUCGAUGAUCCAGAUGAGGCGGCCGAAUCGCCGCAGCUUCAUCGAGCCCCAGCUGGAGCAACUGAGCGAGGAGACGGAGAAAUCGGGGGAUCUCACCUCACCGGCAUCGCCGCGGAAGACAUCGGUGGUUGAUUUGCAGGUCAGUUCGCCGGUGCUCCUGCGAAGGAGCGAGCUCACCUCGUCGGUGAGGACUCCAAAACGUCGACAAUCCGCCCAGCCCUUCACAUCGACUCCUUUGGACGAGAUGCAGUCGCCGGCCCAACGGAAGGGCUCGGUGAUGUCGCUCAAUCAAACGGAACCCGCCAAUCCCCAGCUGAAUUUCCAAAAGAGACGAUCCAACACGCUGAUUGCCUCCUUCAAGAGCACCUUCAGCGGAUUCACUGGCAGUGGGAGCGGAGCCGAGAAAAAGGAGAAGAUGAAUCCCAAAUGGAGUGCUUCGUUGCAAUCCCUGCAGGCCAUCGAUAAUAUGGUUAGCUACUCCAACAUGUCCUUCAUCGACUACGACAAGUUCAAUGGCUACGAGAAGCAACUGGAGCGCCAGCAGUCGCUGAUGAGUCUGGCGGAGCAGCCGGUGCCCACCGCCACCCAGCUGCCGCUGCCUCCUUCGGCGCUGGCCCAAUCGCAUUCGCCCUCUCCGCUGGGCGACACCUCGCGCACCUCCGUCCACCUGGGCUCGUCUCUGGAUGAGUCGGUCAGGACUGUGGUGAUGCGCCGCAGGAGGAGCAAGACCUCGCUGGAGGGCAGAAGCAAGACCUCGCUGGAGGGCAGGAGCAGCAUGGCCAGCCUGAACAGUGCCUUCAAUUUGGACACCGACUACGAUCACAAUCUGGACCGCGUACACAAUGUCUACCGAGAGAGCUUGGACUCGCGAACCCUGGAGCUGCUGAAUCAGCGCACGCGGAACUCCUUCAUCCAUGACCAGGCGGUGCUCUACGAUGCCCUCAAUCUGGAGGACGGUUCGGUGGCCAUGCGGUGCGCCUUGUGUUCGAUGCGCGUUUGCAGGAGUGGAAGCAUGCGGCAGCAGCAACAGCAGCGGGAACGGGAUGCAGUGGACGGGCGAGGGAAGCCAGGAAAACAGCUGAAAUCGAAGAGUCUCACGCACUUGGAUGGCCUCGACUCGGGUGUGGUGGCCUGCCAGCACGGUCCUCCGGGAAUGGCCACCAGCACCACCGCCACCACCAGCAUCACCGCCACGACAGCCGGCGGCAUCGGCGCCACCAGCGGACUGUUCGCCACCACUGGAGCCCCAGGAUCGCUGGGCCGGCAGGCCAAUGUGACUGAAAAGGGUGAACGAGCGGGCGGUUGCCUGUCACCCUCGGCACCACAGCCCUCCUCGCACUCCCCACCGCACCACCCACCCACAAUUUACACGCAGGCACCGCAGAUCGUGCGGCGGAUGCCUUCGCUGAUGCUCUCGCCCACUCUCGACGAAACCACGACGACGGCCAGCUCGUCCUGCUUUGGUACCGGUCACCCCAGUGCCGGAUCCUUCCACCAGCACCAGCACCAGCACCAUCACCAUCAUCAGCAACCGACUGGCGGCGUCAGCACCGCCAGCGGCACCACCACCUCCACCACGUCUACUCAUGCUGUACCCUCCUCCAAACACUUUCAGUCUGCUGGCGAGGCGGCGGCCACAUCCUCGUCCUCGACGCUGAGUCCACACAGCGCCACAUCCGCGACCUUGGGCGGCGGCGGAGUUGGUGGUGGUGGCGGCGCAGGUGGUGGUGGCCUAACCUCCCCGGUCGGCUGCUCCACGUCCUCCGGUUCGACGAUGAAAAAGAAAUCCUCGUUCAUGAAGCGCAAGAAGCCACUGCUGACGCGCAGCGAGGUAUCCAGUUCCGAGUUCUUCUCCGUGUCAUUCUGCCUGGACUCGUCGCAGCAGCCAGAUGAGGAGUUCAUUCCGGCCACCAAAGGCGUGACACUACUUAACGCACUCAGCCACGCCCUGCGUAGGCGGAACCUCAGCUUUACACAAAUCACCAUUACGGACAAUAAUCCCACGCCCAGUUUUUUAGAUGCAGGUCCUUCGCUCCUGCCCGUUUCCGUGGAUGAGCAGACCGAUGUGGAGAGCCUGGCUGGACACCAUCUCUGCAUCACAGAACGAGGCAGCAACCGCAAGCCCCUGCAGAAGGCAGCUUCCUUUGGUUCCCGACAACCACCGCCCCGACUCCUGCCCUCCGUCUCCACCGAGGAGACCAGUGAGUCGGGAGUGGCGCCCGGCAAGCAGAUCAAGCAACGGUGGUCCUCCAUAUUCGGCAUCAAGAAUCCCCAGCAGAGCCAGCUGUGCGAGCUGCUGAACAGCUAUGCCAAGAACGGAGUGCCCCAGCGGGCGGACAGCAUGAACUUUGACCAUCCGGACCUGGUCAACUCACUGGCCUAUCUGCAGGGUAUGCACAAAUCGUGGCGGGAUUUUGUAAAUAGCGAUUCGAUGAGCGAGUCGGAGGUGAAGAUCCAAACGGCCAUAUGGGAGCUGGUUACCACCGAGGUGUACUACAUUCACGCCCUGCAAACAGUGACUGAUUUGUUCCUAGCCUGCUUGGAGGCCGUGCAGGAGGAGCGGCUGCUGAUCGACGUGGACCAGGCUCGACUGUUCUCCAAUGUGAGGGCUGUGUGCGAGGCGAACAUCAUGUUCUGGACACUGUGGCUCUAUCCCAUGGUGGCACACAGUGUCAUCACCCACGAGCCACUGCGAUGCGCUUUUUUUCAGGAGGGGUUCCUUUCCUUCGCCUCCAUUUUUGCGCCAUAUAAGAUCUACUGUGCGGAACAGAGCACCUGCCAGUUCUACUGCAAGGAGCUAAACCAUAACAAUGCCUUAUUCACCUCCUACUUGGCGUGGUGCGAGUCGCAGAAGAUGUGCAACCGCCUGCGACUCGCGGACAUUGUGGUGCGACCCAUGCAGCGACUGACCAAGUACAGCCUCCUCCUGGCCGCCAUCAAGAAGCACAUGAGCGACGUGGAGGAGAUCGAGGCCAUCGACGUCAUGAUGCACAGCGUGGAGAACUUUGUGGGCAGUGUGAACAACCACUUGACGAUGCGGCAGGAGAACGAGCGGCUCAAGGGCGUGAUGGUGCGGAUCGAGUCCUACGAUGUGGUGGACACCAACAACGAGAUGCUGGACAAGCUGAUCAAGCAGCACAGCCAGAUGUUUGACCUCUGUGCUCCGAUGCGCGGUUGCCCGGCCUACCAUGUGCGUCACCUGUUCAUGGAGGGCGAUCACAAGUUCAAGGACAACCUCGGCAAGUCCGAUGUGCACUGCUUCCUGCUCACGGAUCUCCUCCUGGUGUGCAAGACGAUCGCCAAGCGGGGACUGGGCGCUCUAAAGGUCAUCCGGCAGCCGUACCUGACCGACCAGCUAAUUGUUCAGCUGGCGCCGAACAAUUCACUGAACUGUGUGUACCUCAAUGAGUUCCAGGUGGCCACCACGGCGUUUACGCUGCAGUGCACCGAGGCCAAGAACUGGUACGACGCCCUGUGGCGGGCAAAGACGAUCUACCAAAGACUGAAGCGCGGAGGCGGCGGCGGCGGCAGCGGAAGUGGAACGGUGGGCGGCGGCGAUAGCUUCCGGUUUGGUGGAAGUGCCACCAGCGGCGGCACCGCCGAUUCCCUGGGCGUACGCAAGUCACCGAUGAACUCCUCCAUCUGCAGCCACGUCUCCAGUGCGAACAACAGCCACAGCGGCAGCGUCGAGUGGAACGACUCCCGCAACAUAUCCGUCGACUUUGAAAAGACAAACUCGGUGUCCAGCGACGAGGGCUCCAGCAUAAUGACAGGCAACCACGGAGUGAACCUGAAGGGCAAGCAGCAAUUGAUCAGUGGUCUGCACAAGACCAAGAUGGGCAUUAUCGGCCAGAUGGGCUCCAAGUCGGCUAACACGCUCUCCGUGCAGCCAAUGAACCAUCUGGGCCAGAGCCUGCCCAACCUGAACAUGCAUCACAGCCACACUAACAAUACUCUGCUCGUGCCCGGCUCCACGACGAGCCACUCGGGCAACAUGUUGUUGUCGCCCAGCCACCGCGGCAUUUCCUAUCCGCCACCGAGCCCAACGAGAGUUCCCCUGCGCCGUGGCAUGGCCUUCUCCACGUCGACGAAGAACCCGCCGCUGCGCAAGACCCGCAACAUAACCUCCCAGAACAGUAUUAACUGGCACCAGAUCCCGGCCACGCCCACGCCGCCCAGCCCAAGAUCGCAGUACCAGUCGCCGGGAGUGGUGUGCAUGCAGAAAUCGCUGCCCCUGCUGCUGCCGACAAGCACGGAUGAGGGUCAAGGGCCCACCCAGCCACCGCCGCCGCUGCAAAAGCAGCUCUCCCACCAGGCGCCUCUGCCCACCACCAUUCACAACCAGUCGAGCACCGAAACGGACGUCUGAUGAGGACGACUUGGCAGGAGCACGAAUCCGCGGAAUGUACUUACCCAUAGAUCCGUCACAAACUAUCCAGAUAAACUACACGUACAUACAAGAUACAUUUAGAAAGUCGCCUUUGAUUUCCGGCUCGCACUAGCACAAUUAUUUAUUUUAACCAUCUAGAGUCAGAUCUACCGAUGGUUAGUAUUCAGAUUAGUUUAAUCAUUAACAGCGCACAUAAAAGUAGAGAAAGAUAUUGAAUAAACAGGAAACGAUAAUGAGUGAGAAUCCUAGGCGACUUUCUAGAUAUUCAAUUAGGAUUUCGUGAGCUUGAUACGUGAAAACUGCACCUUUGGGUCCAAAGCUGAUAUUGAACUUUUAUACAUUCCAUAACUGACUAAGUGCCCAGCCUUGGCGAGAUUACAUUUCAGAACACAACGCUCCGCACAUUCGCCAUUUUAAUCUUCCCAUAACGAUAUGAAGACAAAUAAAGUUAAACGAAACUAAAGUUAGACGUACUUGUUACCAUAGAAUACGCAUAGUGCGAAUGCCAUAUAUAGCGAAACAUACCUAGCUCGAUCACACAAGCUUUAUGAAUAACUUACUACUGUACUAUUGAUGUAAGUCGUUACUUUCCUUGAGUAGUUAAAACAAAUGUUACGGUCAAAAUAAAACAGAAUAUACAGAAUAUUUAAACACAUCUUACUGGCUGCCCAUUGUUGUCUGCAUGUAAUAUAGACCACGCUAUUCUAAUUUAAAAUGUUACAAAAAAAUAUAUUCUUUCCAUAAUGAGUUUAUGUCUUUCUGCUGGUUCAGACCUACUCUAGUUAAAAUAUAAAUAAUUUGAUAUAAUACAAAUGGUUUUCCUUAGUUCUUUGGAUAGGAAACUAGAGUAGUUUGAAAUUAUUGUAACGAAAAAGUUUGUAUACCAAUAUAUAGAGUAUUAGCCGAUCUUCGGUCAAAAGAUGCAUAGAUUAUAUUGCUUACUUUAGUAGCAAGAUUAAGUAUCCUGUAGUCUUCUUCCACAAAAUGCAAGUGGUGAAAGCUGAUGAACACAAUUUAACACGAUUUAUUGAAGUAAGACAGCAUGGAUUUCCAAAUCUGGAUUAUUAUCCGUCGGUUAAGCUACAUGGAUAUGGGUGAUACUGCUUUAUUUGAGUUUGCGAACAACUUAGGAUUAGCUCUGAAACCUAAAAUCCUCGUUGACUAGCGUUACUAAAUCAAAAUAAUAGUUCUUCGAUUCUUUGAUAUCCUUUUCCGAAUCACUUUAUAAACUUUACAACUGUGAGAUCAAAAAGAAUAUCCUUCGAGCUAAGAUACCGUAACAUAUUGCAAAGUAAACUAAGAUACAUAUAUUGUUCUUCCUUCGGAAUCAGUUUUGAUUUAAGGGACUACACCACAGUGAGGCUUUGGAUUUGGCCAAACGAUUUGUACAUAUUAGCCCAAUGGGAAAGCGUGACAUAAGUUCUAAAUUACAUAUAGGGAGACAAACGAGUACAUAUACAUACACACACCACUUAUGUAUAAGGGACUAUAUUUAUAUAAAUGUAUAUGGUACAAUGUGGAGGACGAACUGCAUCUGCAUUGGAGGCACAAGAGUUACAAUAUACAACCGCAAUACAAAAAAGUGUUAACCGUAUUUUUAUGUACGAUUACUUACCAAUAUUUAGGGCUGCGUAGAGCUGAGAUCGUAUUUUAGCCACAUUAACCCGCAACGAGAUACAUUCGUGUACAAAUAUCUUAUCUUCUCCUCGGAUUCAUCCAAGGGGCAUACGCAUACAUAAUAUAUAUAGUACGUGGUACUUAGAAGUUGAACUUAUAUGUUAUUGCAACUAUAUCUACUUGCAAUUUAUUUACAAAGGAAUAAAACCAAAUACAACAACAAAAACAAAGAGUAAAGUGCAAGAAAGCUUUAUUUACACGCUUGAACAAUAAAUAUCAAAAUUAUUUGUAAUGUAAACAACCAAA